This is a messenger RNA of Daldinia caldariorum, 2432 nucleotides long. RefSeq names its product putative amino acid permease. Bases 1 to 1755 code for a protein of 584 amino acids. Gene Ontology annotation, cellular component: membrane. Gene Ontology annotation, biological process: amino acid transmembrane transport. The record is from RefSeq and is a predicted model, not a curated record. The transcript is spliced from 3 exons. Gene Ontology annotation, molecular function: amino acid transmembrane transporter activity. Lineage: Eukaryota; Fungi; Ascomycota; Sordariomycetes; Xylariales; Hypoxylaceae.
AUGGAGAAGCAGGGAGUGGUGCAGAGGUCGGUCAGGUCGACGGCCUCGUCGCCCUCGGGCGACAAGGACAAGACCUCAUAUAACGACGUGGACAUUGAGGGCUCACACAUCCGGGGUAUCGAAACAUCGGCGGAAACGUCGUUGCAUCGUGGUCUUAAAGCCCGUCACAUUACUAUGAUUGCUAUCGGUGGUGCUAUUGGAACAGGUCUUAUCAUCGGAACCGGUAAGGCUCUCGCGCAAGCCGGCCCGGGCUCUAUUUUCAUCUCGUACACCCUCGUCGGUAUGAUUGUCUACUUGGUUAUGACCGCUCUUGGUGAGAUGGCCGCUUGGCUCCCGAUGUCUGCUGGUUUCACUGGUUAUGCUUCUCGAUUUUGCGACCCCUCCCUCGGUUUUGCGCUCGGUUGGACUUAUUGGCUUAAAUAUAUCAUCGUGACGCCUAAUCAGCUCACAGCCGCGGCUUUGGUUAUACAGUUCUGGCUGCCUCGAGACCAUGUCAACCCGGGUGUUUGGAUCGCCAUAUUCCUAGUCGCCAUCAUUUUCAUCAAUUAUUUCGGUAUCCAGUUCUUCGGUGAAUUCGAAUUCUGGCUCUCGAGUUUCAAGGUUAUCGUCAUCCUUGGCGUUAUUCUUCUAUCCCUUAUUAUCGCUUGCGGCGGUGCUGAUGGCGACCCGAGGGGAUUCCGAUACUGGCGUGAACCUGGUGCUUUCGCCCCUUACAUUGCGACAGGCUCCUGGGGCCAGUUCCUCGGCUUUUGGUCUACCAUGGUUACUGCUACUUUUGCUUAUCUGAGUACCGAGUUGGUUGGUGUGACGGUUGGUGAAGCUCAGAACCCGCGCAAGACUAUCCCCCGCGCCAUCAAGCUCACCUUCUACCGAAUUGUCGUCUUCUACUGUGUCAGCAUUCUUUUGAUCGGCAUGUGUGUCCCCUACAACUCUCCGGACCUUAUUUUCGCCACCGACCCUUCAAAGAAUCCCAAUGCGGGCAAAAACGCCAACAGCUCCAAUGCCAGCGCUUCCCCGUUCGUAGUUGCCAUCAAGCUUGCUAAGAUCCCGGCUCUCGACCACAUCCUCAACGCCUGUAUCCUUCUUUUCGUCUUCUCCGCCGCCAACUCCGAUCUGUACAUUGCUAGCCGAACUCUCUAUGGUCUGUCCUCCGACGGCGCCGCCCCCUCCAUCUUCCGAAAGACCGAUAGCAGGGGCGUGCCUCUAUACUCCCUUUUCACUUCCGCGGCGUUCGCCCUCCUCGCCUUCCUGAACGUUUCAGAUGACUCCAAGCAGGUCUUCAGUUACUUCGUCAACCUGACUACCAUAUUUGGUCUCUUGACCUGGAUUUCAAUCCUCGUGACGCAUAUCUGGUUCGUGCGGGCGCGCCGUGCGCAGAACCUAACCAACGACAUGAUGCCGUACAAGGCGCCUCUUGGUUUGUGGGGUUCGUAUGCGGCGCUGUUCAUGUGCAUCCUGAUCGCACUUACUAAGAACUACGAUGUGUUCACGGGCGACUGGAGCAAGAAGUACCCCACCUUCAUCACGGGCUACCUAGGUAUCCCCAUCUACCUGAUCCUGAUUCUCGGACACAAAGCCUGGACCAAGAGCAAGGGCGUCCGCCCACACGAGUGCGACUUCUACACGGGCAAGGAUAUCAUCGACCGCGAGGAAGAGGAAUUCCUCGCCUCGCAGGCCGCCAAGAGGGCAGCGACCCCCGAGACCCACCAGGGUCUUGCGCGCUUCUACAGACGCUUCGUCUCCUGGCUGUUCUAAGACAGCGGCGGGCUACUCUCGUCAUGAUCACGUGUAUUUAAGGAAGUCGGUUACUUUGCGUUGGAUUUUUGCGUGGGACGGGGGCGGGACAGGGGGAAAGCGAGCGGGCAGACGGUUGUAUUGCUUGCCGUAUAUUGAAAAGAUACCUAUUUCUACCUAUAGCUACCUAUACCUAUCUGUACAUAUAUAUCCUGCGUUAGGUAACGUCGCGUACAAGCGCUACAGUAUAAUGAAGGAAAUUUUAUUUGUUACAUGUAUAGUUUCUCUUUUUGAAUUGUGUGAGGUGCGUUGUUGUCUCUACGGAGAUACUUUCUAUAGUGGGAGCCGCGCCGAUGAUGCUGCUGUACACGCGGUGGUAUACCUAUUAGGUAGCGAGUAGGUAGCAUUAGGUAUGUAAUUUCUUGCUAGGUAUUGUCUAUAUACCUAGGUACAGAGUCAAGACGACGAAGCCCCUUCGCGGUUUUACCGCCUUUCUUACCCCGUGUCAGAACUUACGUGAUCCCUAAAUCCCGAAUUGUCGGGGAAAAAAGCCUUGAGGCUGAAGAAGGAGGGGAUCGGAAGAUAGGUAGCGGUAGGGCGGGCAGGUACAAGUCUGUGGGCGUAGCGUAGCAUCACAGGGACGGCGGGCGGAGAUUGCGAGAGGCCCUGCGUAGGGUUGCGGGUGCGGUGGUAUGAGU